Molecule: messenger RNA, 4960 nt
Organism: Colias croceus (clouded yellow)
Lineage: Eukaryota; Metazoa; Arthropoda; Insecta; Lepidoptera; Pieridae
Exons: 9
Coding region: 124-4110 (1328 amino acids)
Biological process (GO): regulation of transcription by RNA polymerase II
Molecular function (GO): DNA-binding transcription factor activity, RNA polymerase II-specific; RNA polymerase II cis-regulatory region sequence-specific DNA binding
Source: RefSeq, a predicted model, not a curated record
CACAGCUGAUCAAAUGUCAUUUGUCAAUUUGUCAAGAAAAUGGAGUUUUGUUACGCAUAAAAUUGUUUUAAUAAUUCAUUAUGAUAUUAAAUAACAUAAUUUGCAAAACCUGCCUGGGUUAGAAUGGAGAAUACAACUCCAUUUCAACCGUGGGCAGUAGAAGAUAGUUCAAAAAAUGUUAAAUCGGAGAGAGAAUUAGCAGAUGACGCGAAACUUCAUCGGGAAAAUGUCAAUCAUCCAAAACAUAGGCAAACUGCGUCUUACGAUAAAGAGAGUGUCGUUGGUUCAAGCAAUAAUCCGGGACCAUCAGGUUCUACGGAUACGGGCUUAUCCCCCGCCAGUGGAAAAGAGACCAAAAUGGACUCGGGCAAAAUAGCUUCCAUGCAACAAAUUGUUGAGAACACCCUAAGUCAAGAAGGAAGACAAAGGGUAUCCCAACUGUUAGAAGCAGUAGAAGCUCUGAGUGGCGCAGAGAGAUUGUUAUUGUACCUCCGACUACCAACAGGGGUACCUCCACAUGACCCUUUGAAACAACCUGUCAAUCCUCUGGGAUCAAGAGCGGAGCUUCAACAGACAGUAACAUGGAUACAAACACACCUAGAAGUGGACCCUGAUGUGUCAUUACCAAAACAAGAUGUGUAUGAUGAAUAUAUCGCACACUGUAUGAGCUGUAACAUGAAGCCACUGUCCACAGCCGACUUCGGCAAAGUUAUGAAGCAGGUAUAUCCAACUGUGCGCCCGCGACGAUUGGGGACGCGCGGGAAUUCUAGAUAUUGCUAUGCGGGUUUACGUAAAAAGGUGAAGUUGGAGGUACCACAACUCCCAGAUUUGGGUGAAUCAUCCAAGGAAGUACAUGUAGCAUCGCGGGAAACGGAGCGAAUAAUAUGUGACUGGGCAGAAACUAAAUUAGGUGUGAAGUUCAACAGUAUAUCGGAACUAUCAAGGCACGUGUCCUCGCUAGCGAUACAGCGCGCGCCGCCGGGGCCCUCCAGUGCGUCGCCCCCUCCUAUGGCAGUGCAUGUUCCAACAGAAGAAUCUUCCGGUCCACAGUUAAUGAAACAGUUGAAGCGGAAAUUACAGGGCACCCCGGGAAGACCAAAGAAGAACAAAGCUCAAGAGAUUAUAGUGGAAUCGCCGCCGUCUACCUCAUACAUCGGGCAGCACUCGUCCGUGAAGCACGAGAGCGAGCUGCUGCCCGAGAGCGGGUACGCGUACCAGCCCGGCUACAUGCCCGUGUACGAGGUGCGGCCGCCCUUCCCGUACGCGCCUCCGCCGCGCGCUCACCCCCCGCACCCCGCGCACCCGCCGCACCCCCCGCACCCGCCGCACGGCGCGCACCCGCACCCCGCGCCGCCCGCGCCGCACCCCGCGCUGCCCGUGCACGAGUACCGCGCCGAGCCCUACGUAUUCGAGCCGCCGUACGCGCCGCGCGACCUCACGCUGCCCGACGCCACGCACAACCUGCCCAUCAACCUCAGCAGCGACGCCUCGCUCGACCUCUCCACCGAGCGCACCGAGUGGCCGCGCCGCCGCCCGCCCGACCCGCACGCGCCCCGCCUGCCCCUUCCCGGCAAGAAGCUCAUCCUGGAGACCUACCAGAGCGAGACCCAAGCCAGCUCCCCGCGCCACACGGAAACGUACUUACCGAAGAAGAUGCGAGCCGCCGAAAUACUCUGCGGGAAGACCGCCGCGCCGAGGCAGCCCGCGAUGGGUGCGGAACAGGCGACGUCGAGCGCGACCGGCGUCGAGCCGUCCCUUCGUCCCGAGGUUGCUUUUUUAGAGGAUCCAAAAAACUUACCGAGCCGGUCCAAAAGCACCGCCGCGGCGCUGGCCCGGGAGGAACAGGAGGCGGCGAGUCCGACUCGGUCGGUGAAGGCUCCGACGCCUAGGUGCCAUCGCCCCGCGCAGCGAAAGUAUUUCGGCCGAAACAAGAGUCCGACCCGGCUCGAGCGAGCCGCGACUCCGGAGUCCUGUUGCGGUAUCGAUGGCAUCAACAUCAAAACUGGAAUCAUUUGCGAAGAGAAACAUUCGGAAAUAUUUAAUCGAGAACGAGUGAUCAGCAUCUGCAAUAUCGAUAAGCACGACUUGGACGAUUAUCUCAACGAAAACAACAGUCAGGAACACGAGGAGGAGCUGUUGAAAUACUUUCAUCCGAAAGACACCGACCAAGAGACACCUGUGAGUACAAACGCGACCCAGAACGCGCCCACUUUUUUAGAGACUAGUCAAGAUCCCCACGAUGAACAUAGCCAAGGCAAAAACGAAAAAAUAUCACAAUUGCGAGAGUUAUUAGCGAAGAAUUUAAAAAACCAAAGCGGAUCUAACUCGCAAAAUAUUCCAGGAAAUCAAGAAAAUCAGACUGCGGAAACUUUUAGUCAGGUUAACAAACCUACUACUACGGAAGGAGCUUUCAAGCCUGUGUCGACGAUAGUGGAGACAAUGAAUAAUAGCACUCUCCCUCAAAACGAAGUCAAUUGUGAAAAGCAAUUCAACUGUAUGCCCAGUGAAAAUGGAACAUCGACACCAUAUAAUACGGAUAAUGCACAUCAACUCAUGAGUAGUGUGGGCCCACAUCUGUACAACGGUAACUGUAACAAUGAGCCGCAAAGUCCGACUACCCGGACUCAACAAUAUGACUUUGUCCCAAUAUCUGACGGGUGUCAUUCACCCGCAAAUUUUCAUUCAAAAUCCCCAUUAGGAUUUGGACAAAGGGUAAAUAGCCCAUCAAAAGUAAAUAAAUGCGCGAUUAUGAGCAGUUCACUUCAAACAUCCCCGGUAUCGAUGAGCACUGCGGCUAGUCCUUUUGUGAGUCCGAGAAAUACUCCUGUCCCCAGAUCACGUUUCUUCUCUAAACCAAUACCCAAGCAUAACGGGAGAAAAAGACGCAACCCUCUCACAUUAGGCGUAACGGAACAUUGCUCUAAUAAUAACAGACCGUUCGCUAUACCAAACGAUCAAAAAUUUGUUACGAAAUCUAUGUGUAACACGAAUGUAAAAUAUUGUCAACCAAUGUCAGCUCCGCCUUCUCCAAAUAUUUUAUCACACUACAAAUAUCAAGUUUUCCAAUCUUCUGGUAUGCCUAAUGGGGUAAAUAAUAUGUGUCUCUUUACAAAUAAUUCUUUUAGAGAAAAUAUGAACGGGGAUAAUAGUCAGCCAUUAUCAGCUGAUCCGUUAUCUAGUGAAGUUAGUCAAUUUUUUCAAGAGCCGAUGGCUACGUAUAGGCAUGGGCAUGAUGCCACAUUUAGGUCUCAGUCGGUCCCAUUAAAACAGGCUAUCAAUAAUAUAGGUCUCCUUAGUUAUAAUAAUACUCCCGUCGGUUCAGUGCCGCCUACACCAGUACCAAAUGAAUUCUGUGAUUUUGGAUCUCUAGCAGACUGCGACAUUUCAAAAGCAGGGCUCAAUCCCGAGACACUGGAUAAAAUUUAUGAUGCUAUCGACAGUAGUAACGAGGUACUUAAUGCAGGAACAUCUACGAGUUUACUGAAUUCUAAUGAUACCCUGACUAAUGGUUGUGAUACUUUACCAGAUCAACAGAUACUGACAGAUGACCAAAUAACGUCCUUUAUACCUAGUGGUGGAGAGUUAUUAGAUAGGAGUGGACAAUUUACUGAAACUUUUGCAAACAAUUCUUCUUCUGCGGAAAAUGUUGAAGAAUUUUUAAAACGAACAAAUAGCAUAGAAUUUGAUCUAUCUGAUUUAGAAACAGAUAAAAACAAAUAUUACACUUCUCGUUCAGUACCUAGCACUCCCCUACCCUAUAAACGCGUCGCCCCAAAUUUACAAAUUGAUUCCCGACGAUCUCGAGAGUUGUUUCCAGCGGACAAUUAUUCAAACGUUUCCAACGGAAUAUCGUCAAAAUCUGUUCCAUCCACUCCGCAAUUAGCUGAAGAUAGAAGUAUUUUUAGUUACAGUAAUCGAGAUUUCUUGAUAAAUGGAAAUUCUGUCGAAAUCUGCGGAACCAGUCAAGUGCGUCCAGUCGUCGACAACGACCAAGGGCUCACCUCUCCUCUCGAUGUAUUGCGUGAAGAUAUACUAGAUCCACUGACUCCUGCAGCUGAUUUAUUAGCAGACCUAGAUAAAAUAGAUGGAGCUCCAUACGUUGACCUCUAAUUGACGACCUUAUAAGUUUUUACUUUAUUUGUACAGUCUGAUAUCAUACUUGGUAUCUUAAUUGAGUACAAUGUUUACAAUUAUGCCUUCAGUGAAGGCGGUCUUAUGUUAUGAUUAUAUUAGUUUACACCUUACUAUUUAAGCAGUAAAUGACAUGCUGGUAUUGCCUAUAGACGACUCAUUGGGGUAACAUACGAAACCUCGACCAAAACUUUCGCAGAAGAUUAACGAUAUCAUUUAGUUCAAAUUUCGUAAAGUGAAAUAAACUAAAUGUUAAUUACAAUACAUUUCUUCACAAUCUGAAGUUCUUACAUGCAUUGUGUUUCAAAUAAUGAUGACACAUCGGGUCCAAUUGUUGUUAAUGACGGAUUCCAUAUUAGAACGUGCCUAACGACAAUAUAUAAGCUCAUUAAAAAUAACUUGAAACAUCGAAAUUUUUAUAGAAAUAUUUUGUACAUAGCGUAACACAAUCCGCAUAAAAUGAUAAAAAAAGUGAUAUCACCCUACCUUACGAAUAAGCGGUGUAGUAAUGUUAAGCAGACCAAUCUGGCGCGCCAAGCACGCUCAGAGGACUAUUAUACCAAUUCGUUUCUCUGUUAGGGGAAAUGUCUAGAUAGUUUAUUCAAAUGAAUUUAUUGUAAGUUAGCACAAAGAUUUAAUAUAUUUUAUUAUGCAUAGGAGUUUUACGAUAAAAAUUAACUUCGCCACAUGUAAUGUGGCAAUAAAUAUACAUCCGGCUAUAAAGCUGCUUGAGCUUACAAAAUAUAUAGCCAUAGAUUGGAUUUGUUUUAUAUAUUAUCACUUUUGUUUGUAUGAUAACAAAUAGUGUCGCGAACAAUUUUUCAAUCUA